GUCACGGUUUAAACAGUUAAACGCGCUCUCCAAUAGAUCAUAUGGCAUGACACCGGACGAAGCAUAAACACUCAUGGCGAACAAAAAGGUCUCCGUUUCUUCAACUUCCCUCUCCAUGACUCUUCCGAUUUCGUGCCAGAUAUGUCUAGGGAAGGUUAGAGAGCCUGUAGUUUGUCCUAACCAACAUGUGUUUUGCUCAAACUGUAUGGAUUUGUGGCUACGAACACACUCAUUCUGCCCAACGUGCCGAACGCCGAUAACAACGGAGAAGCCCUGCAAGAAAAUUCUUGGAAGUAUUGAUUUGCCAGUGAGUAAUGAUGCUGUAACAAGGGCAGACUUAAGACGUACAAGACUUGACUUAAUAAGGCAAGAAUAUGAGGAUGAAGUCAAGUCUCUCCAAAACACUGUCGAUCGUCUAAAAGCUGAAAACAAGCAACUUCAUGAAAAGAUGAUUGAAAGAGAGCGAACAAUGGCGUCUAUGGAUUUCACCAACAGACAUCGUGACAAAGAUGAUGGUGGUACUGGAAAACUAGACAUUGACAUGUUGGUAAAACUUACCACCAGAUUACAAGAAGCAAGCUACACUUAUGAAAAUCUGCGAGGUGAUAUGGACAAAAUUAAAGAGGAUAACAAGAGAUUACAGGAAGAAAAUAGGACUCUAGUUAGGGAAAAUUCACGUCUCAAAGAAGAACCCAAAUUUUCAAAGUCUCCUCAGAGGUACAGUCAUUACACAAUGGCUGGUCUUCAGACAAAGGUGGGUCAGUAUGAACGUGAGGUUCAACAGCUUAGAAGGGCACUUCGAAGGAGUGACACCUAUAUAGAGGAUUUAACAAACAAGCUGGAGUCAUCCUCAGGGCCAGCUUCCUCCAAACUUAAAAGGGCACAUCUUAGAACUAGCCCUGUACCAUCUUCAUGUACAAUAACAAGUCUCGCAGAUGACCAAGAUCCAUCAGAGAAGAGUAAAAGUAGUAAAAGCUCAGAUGUUAUUGAUGUUGAGAACCCCAGUCCACCUGAAGAUGCAAGUCCUCCUGUUGACAGUAGUCUAAAGAAAAAGAUUUCAACUGCAAGUGAUAAUGAAAAUAUCACUUCCAAUGGUCACUCCCCCAUCCUAGCACCAGUUAGCAGUGAAAGGUUCUCCUUAGAUAAUACUACUUCAUAUGGAGGAGAAGAAAGGGAAUCAGGUUUGAGCUCCAGACGUAGCUCUGAAGUCAGCUUGUAUGGUCAAGACCUCGAUAUUCCUCCUGGGCCUCUCACAAGUUCACUAAACAUUCUUGAGCCAGUGGAAGGAGAAGCUCUUGAUCGACCUCCAUCUAGAGGUGAGCUUUUGUUACUUGGCGACCCUUCCAGCAGGCGACAGGAGAAGCCUGCAUUGGAAGAAAACCUCAAUAUGUUCACAGCAAGCCGAAGAUUGAUGAUGAUGAGUGAGCGAAGAGCAAGGCAAAGAGAAUCACUGGAGCCUGGUAAACUUUUGCGAGAUCUUGGAUCUUGUUCACCAACCAGCUCUGAGGGAGGAAAAAGAAAAUCGCUUGAUGCAAAAUCACUUGAUUUUGAUUUAUUUACUCCUGCACCAGAUGAGGAAUCACCCAGCAAUUCAGCUUCACAGGAAAAUUCCUCUCCCCCACCAACAUUCAAUAGAGAUGCAGAACUUACUGAGGGUGAGUCCCCCUGUUUCCGUACCUUUUCACUAGCUAAAAUAAAGUCAGAAAUUGAGGUAGAUAAUGAAGACGAAACCACUGCCAAGAAGCCAAGACUUGACUCAGAUGAGUUCCCAGAUGCUGAAGAGGAGGAUAAAGAGGAGAAAAAAAUUAAUUGAUUGCACCACCACUUCAUUCUUUAAGAAUCUUUUUUCAUAUCAUGUGAAAGCACAAUGUGAGUUUUUUUACCAGGUGAGAGGAGUUAUUUCAUAAUUUUAAUUUAUUGUAAAUCAUGCUUUUAUUAAUGUUGUAUAUAUUAUUUACUUAUUAAGUUAUUGAAAAAAGUUAUACAUUAAUAGUGCUGCAAAGUAGGAUCAAGUGGUUUUUAUUUGUAAAGAUGAUGUGUAUUUUUUUAGAUGAGCAUGUACAGUAUUGAAAUGAAGUAAAGAGGGAGAGGAAAAAAUUAAUUUAGAAAGUAACAGCUAGAGAGUUAAUGACAAUCAUUCACCAGAAUAUGUUGAUUAUCCUUAUUAAUUCACAGAGUUUCUUCUGUUUGUGUUGAAUUUUUUUCCCUUAACAUCAUCAUUUUAACAAACAAUCUGAAGAAUCAAAUAAUUCAAACAUUUCUCUCUGGACUAUUUUGGACCUUUAGAAGAACAACAUUAUUUCAUGAACUGUGGGUAUGCCUGAGGUUAAUUAAAAAGGCUUUUUGCAACAGUUUAUCGCAUAACCUUAGUUUUUGGUUUAAAUACAAUGAUCUGAAUUUUUUUGUAGCAUGUGGUAAUUGGAAAUUUCAUUGAAGGAAAAUUGCCACAUUUUCAACUGAUCAGAGACUUUAAGUGGAAUUUUGUCUUUGGAUAUGUAUUCUGGCUAAAUGAAACAUGAUCUUUCUACACUCCAACAGGAAGUUUGCCAUUUGUCAAGUAACCAACUGUUGCAAAAGGACUAUUUAAAUUUUACUCAUUUGAAAGAAUUUUUUUAAAAUUUAGUGAAUUGUGUUUGUGUAAGAAGAGAAAUAUAACAGCCUCUUUCAUCAUAUGUUAUUUUUUUGGUAACAUAACAAACUGAUUUGUUUCAUGCAAAAUUAUUUUGUUGACAUGUAGCAAAAUCAAAAGAUUUUGACUCUUGGUGACGUAGUUUUAUUAGCAGAAAAUGAAGGGGAAAAUUUUGCUAGUUGUCUGAAUCCUCAGUGGGAAAUUCUAUUAUCUUAGUCUACAAUGGUUUUAGUAUGUUAUGGUGACAUACUCAUCAAAGAAAAAAAUAUGUUUUUCAAACAUCUUACUUAGUUUGUACCUAACAUCAACAAAAAUCUUUUACACUUAUCAGAUCAAUGUCAGUAUCUGAGCAACUGUGCACCACCUACCCCUCCCCAAACCUAACAUCAAGAUUCUAAGUUGUUAUCAGUUGACUGUUGUAGGGUUAGGGGAGGGGGGAAGGGUGGACAGGAGCUAAGAUACUAACAUUGAUCUAACUUAUCAAUCUACCAAAAUGAUUGAGCUCCUAAUAGUACUGCCAUAAUUGUUUUAAAAAAUCCUCUGCAAAAACUAAGGUCACUUUUUCAUUUUGAACAAUAAUUUGUAACAGUUGAAUGAUAUUUGAAACUCAUAUAGUGUUACCUAGGGGAACAAGGUUUUCUUAUCCAAAUCACAAUAAUUUUUUUAUGCAAAUACAAUGGUUGUGUUUUAUUAUUUUCCACUACAUUUAUAUUAAUGACUCAAAGUAGACUUCAUUCCAGUUCAUUUAUGAACGCUAAAAGAUUAAGUUAUUAAUAUUUUGUGAAUAUGUGUAUUCAGUAGAUUAUAGUUAGGUUAAAUCUGACAACUUCUUUAAAAGAAGGAUAACUGUGUCAGUCUAAAAGACAAGUCAAUUAACUAUUGUUUUGAUUUUGUGACAAUUACAAUCACUUGCAUGCCCACACAACCUUCAAAUUUAAACGUCAGUAGACAUAUAUGCAUUGUUAUCAAGCUGUUAUAAAAUAAGCCAGAUUUAAAUUUACAGAGUUCAAAUUUUGUUUGAAUAUGCUAUGUUUUGUAGUUUAUUGUUCUUAAUGAUUUCCUUGAUUAAGCAAAAAUAUCCAGUGAAAAUCUCUUUCCAUAUGCAUUUUAAUUCUAAGAAAUUUUGAGUUUGUGAAGCGGCGUAAUUGAUUGCAAUAGUUACUGUCAGAAGUUUUGUUCAGAUUUUUCUUGACCUUGCAACAACAGCAAAGUUAUAGUAGCUGAGAAUUAUGGCAUUAGAAGAGCACAUUAAUUUCUGGCCUUUCUGAGGCUCAGGAGCGACUUGGAGAGAGUCCCUGUAAUGUCCUGUAGAUUUAAAAAAAACGGGUCUUUAUUUCACUAACAUCAAAAUAUCACGAAACCCCUCCAAGAAUGGUCUGGUACUCUAUGGUGAUAGUAAAUUAAGGAGGGGUAAUUUUCUUGUAACUUAUACUAAAUAUAUUUACAGAUUCUGGCUUGUACUUGAAGUCACUGUUGAAAUUUUUGAGAGUAAUUUGAAAACCUUAUCAUAUGAUUAGUGUUACAAACUUGUUCUUAGCAACGUUAAUUUGUUUAGCUGAGCUGCAGGGUAUCAAUGAACUUUUACUGGUAUGAUAGACAAAUUGGUUUACAUUGGUGUGAGCUUUUAAUGCCCAAGAUACAAUGGUUAAUUCUCUCCACUGAAAUCCAUAUAUUUUCUAGUUAACUAGAUGGGAGAAUUUGGUGUGAUGUCAUGAUAUAACCUUUUUGACUGAUAAGUUUGUUUGUUCUCAUAUCUUGUUUGUGAGGUAACAUCUGGGAAUUGCAGGAAAAUUGCAUGUUGAUGAAAAGGGUUACCCCUUUUCUCAUAGGAGGGAUCAUUACAGAUAUUUUCCUCAUGUUGACAAAUUGUCUCACAGAAAGCAAAUAAGGAGUAAGGAGAUGAUCAAACAAUGGGUAUUGUUUGGAUGGAACACCAUUUUCUCAACACUAGUUAGCCAUGAACUUUAAGGCUACCAUAUUUGAGAAUGAACUUUCCUACAGUAGUGUAACUAAAUGGAGAGGCUACAAUUCUCUUCCCCUUCUCUCUUCCCCGCCUUUUUAGUGGGUUCCUUUUUGUUUAAUGUAAUGAACGCUUCUUUCACAAUUUCUGCUAAAUUAUGCUAACCCCUAAGUGAUUCUGUGUUGAAGUCUAUCUCAGAGCACCUUCAUCACAGUUCAAAUUCAGCUGAAAGGUUGGGAAGAAUCAUGAAUUACCAUUUAACAGAUGCAAAACCAAGAAAUCAAAGUCUAUUUUUCCUCUUGUCUAUUAAAGAAUAUGUUGAUUUUCUCUCCAAAGCCCUUGUAGGAUUCAAAUUUGAAUCUUUUUUGUGAUAAGGUUUUUACAACUGUUAAUGUCCGGAUAUAACUGUAUGUUAAUUAGGUCAUGCUUAAAGAAUGCUUUAUGUUUAAAGCAAAGGCUAGAAAGGCAUUUUUGUAAUUUUAUUGACGAAGGUCAUUAAACAAGAAAGAAUUUCAGCGUA
Messenger RNA from Pocillopora verrucosa, 5109 nucleotides. RefSeq names its product ORC ubiquitin ligase 1. Gene Ontology annotation, molecular function: ubiquitin-protein transferase activity. Gene Ontology annotation, biological process: protein monoubiquitination; regulation of DNA replication. Lineage: Eukaryota; Metazoa; Cnidaria; Anthozoa; Scleractinia; Pocilloporidae. The record is from RefSeq and is a predicted model, not a curated record.